UGUCAGUAAGUGGCUACCUGCUAGGAGUAUAUAUAUAUACAACCAAACACCUCUCACUGGAAUCACCAUCACUGAAAGUUCACGAUCAAGUUUCCAAUCCGGAGUUGCAUCUACGGUCAAGUUUUCUAAAGUAACUGUUAGUCUCUAGUUAAGGAAAUUAAAGGUAUGAUGAGGGUAUGCAUAGUUUUAAUGAGCUUAUUAAGCCUGUUAAGCAUUGAAGCUUAUGAAGUUGGACUCACUUUUCUGGACAGUGCUGUUGCUCAAGGAGCUGUUUGUUUGGAUGGAAGUGCCCCUGCAUAUCAUAUGGACAAGGGAUUCGGUGCAGGAAUCGACAACUGGUUGGUUUUCUUUGAGGGAGGAGGUUGGUGCAACAAUGUCACGAAUUGCCUUGCCCGUAGAGAUACGCGUUUAGGUUCUUCCAAGAAAAUGUUAACAACCGAGACCUUCUCAGGGAUGUUCCAUAACAAGCCUAAAUAUAACCCAGAUUUUUACGAUUGGAAUAGAAUCAAGGUUCGGUAUUGUGAUGGAGCUUCUUUUACCGGCGAUGUGGAAGCAGUUGAUCCUAAAACCAAUCUUCACUUCAGAGGAGCAAGGAUUUUCCGAGCUGUUAUUGAAGAUUUAUUAGCUAAAGGAAUGAAGAACGCCAAGAAUGCCAUGCUUGCUGGCUGUUCAGCUGGUGGACUCACUUCCAUACUGCAGUGUGAUAACUUCAGAUCACUUUUACCUGCAACCACUAAAGUGAAAUGCCUUUCGGAUGCUGGUUUCUUCAUUAACGCAAAGACGAUUAUUGGAACAAGUCACAUUGAAGGCUUCUACGCAGAUGUUGUUAGGACACAUGGAUCGGCUAAAGUUUUAUCUCCGGCCUGCACUGCAAAAAUGAGUCCUGGUUUGUGUUUUUUCCCGCAAAAUAUGGUUGAAUACAUUAAAACACCAAUUUUUUUGAUAAACGCCGCUUAUGAUUCAUGGCAGGUGAAAAAUAUAUUGGCUCCAGGGGUUGCUGAUCGAAAAGGCACCUGGCGCGAAUGCAAACUUGAUAUAACAAAGUGUUCGUCUGCUCAACUCAAUAUCCUUCAAGGGUACAGACAAGAGUUUCUGAAGGCGUUGACUGGAUUCGGUAAUUCUCCAUCGAGAGGAAUGUUCAUCAACUCUUGUUAUUCACAUUGUCAAACUGGAACUCAAGAAACAUGGCUGAGAAAUGAUUCUCCAUUGUUAAGCAACACGACAAUUGCAAAAGCGGUUGGAGACUGGUACUAUGAGCGAGGUACAUUUCAAAAGAUAGAUUGUCCAUACCCAUGUGAUAAAACAUGCCACAAUCGUGUUUUUGAGUAGAAGUUGGCAUUGUUUGUUGAUAUUGAAGAAUGGAUACAAAGAGCAUGGAAGCUAAUUUGUAUACAUGGGUAUAGAGGGAUGCGUAUAUCGAAUGGUUCAACUUCCUAGAAUAGUGGAAGGGUUUUAGUUAUAAAGUUUAAGAAAUUCAGUCCAUUGAUGUAAGAUAUCACCAAAAUGUUGUGUUGGUGUGUUCAUUGUUCAUUUGUUCUUUUAUAUAAUUCUAAUCAAUAAAAUGAUGUUCUUAUGUAAA
Molecule: messenger RNA, 1579 nt
Organism: Helianthus annuus (common sunflower)
Lineage: Eukaryota; Viridiplantae; Streptophyta; Magnoliopsida; Asterales; Asteraceae
Product: pectin acetylesterase 8
Exons: 13
Coding region: 166-1329 (387 amino acids)
Biological process (GO): cell wall organization
Cellular component (GO): plant-type cell wall
Molecular function (GO): pectin acetylesterase activity
Source: RefSeq, a predicted model, not a curated record